This is a messenger RNA of Candidozyma auris, 846 nucleotides long. RefSeq names its product nucleotidase. The record is from RefSeq and is a predicted model, not a curated record. Gene Ontology annotation, biological process: pyrimidine nucleobase metabolic process; nucleotide catabolic process. NCBI's taxonomy places the organism in Eukaryota, Fungi, Ascomycota, Pichiomycetes, Serinales, Metschnikowiaceae. Bases 1 to 846 code for a protein of 281 amino acids. The transcript has a single exon. Gene Ontology annotation, molecular function: nucleotidase activity.
AUGACAACCUCAACUGAAAGACCACUCAUUUAUGAAAAUCCCGAACUCUCCAGUUCAAGAAAACCGGGUACCACCGUGACGUUAAAAUAUGGUCACGGGCCAUUGCCUAAGGAGUUGAAGAACAAGAAGAUUUUCUUCUUUGAUAUCGACAAUUGCCUUUACGAGCGAUCAACCAAAAUUCACGACAUGAUGCAAGUCAAGAUACAUAACUAUUUCAAAGAAAAUUUGCAGUUAAACGAUGACGAGGCUCACACGUUGCACAUGAACUACUACAAGACAUAUGGGUUGGCUCUUGAAGGGUUAGUAAGGAAUCACCAAGUAGACGCUCUCGAGUACAAUUCCCAGGUGGAUGACUCUCUUGAUUUGAAGUCUGUUUUAUCUUACAAUGAGCAAUUGCGGAACAUGAUCCUUGAGAUCAAGAACUCCCACAAGUAUGAUGUGUUGUGGCUCAUUACUAACGCCUACAAGAACCACGCGUUGCGAGUGAUUUCCUUUUUGGGUCUUGGCGACUUGUUUGACGGCUUGACGUACUGUGACUAUUCUGAGUGUCCCAUCGUCUGUAAACCCAUGAAAGAGUUCUUUUACAGGUGCCUUGACACCGUGCAAGUCGACAAGGAAAGCACGCAAGCAUUGGGCCAACUUUCAUUUGUGGACGAUAGCGAGAUCAACGUCAAGGCAGCGUUUGACCUUGGGUUUGGCCGUGUUUACCACUACGUGGAAGUGGAGAAGGAAUAUGAGCAACUCAAGCAGAAACCCGAUUUCGAUAAGUACUACGGUCUGUCGAAUGACGACCGAAAAAUCACAAUUCUCCGCAACAUUCUUGACCUUCAAAAGCAUGCUUUAUAG